AUGGACUCGACAAGACUUAAAAAACAACACUCAGACCUAAACACACACAAUCUUUUGUCUCCUCCUCCCUCUCUAUCUCUCUCUCUAGCCGAUCGUAAAAAAGUUUGGCAAAACGAUGGACGCGACGAAGCUAAGUGAACUAAAGGUCUUCAUCGAUCAAUGCAAGUCUGACCCUUCCCUUCUCUCCACACCUUCUCUCUCCUUCUUCCGCGAGUAUCUCCAGAGUCUUGGUGCUAAGCUACCUUCUGCUGCUGCUAGUGAAGAACACAAAGACACCAAAGAGAAGAGUUUCGUUGUGGAAGAAGAUAGUGAUGAUGACAUGGAAGAAACUGAAGAGCCAAAACCCACCGUGGAGGUUGAGGAAGAAGAAGAGGAUGAGAUUGUUGAAUCUGAUGUUGAGCUUGAAGGAGACACUGUUGAGCCUGAUAAUGAUCCUCCUCAGAAAAUGGGAGAUUCAUCAGUGGAAGUGACUGACGAGAACCGAGAAGCAUCUCAAGAAGCCAAGGGCAAGGCCAUGGAGGCUCUCUCUGAAGGAAAGCUUGAUGAAGCAAUUGAGCAUUUGACCCAGGCAAUAACGUUGAAUCCUACAUCAGCUAUUAUGUAUGGAAACAGAGCCAGUGUCUACAUUAAGCUCAAGAAGCCAAACGCUGCUAUUAGAGACGCAAACGCUGCAUUGGAGAUUAAUCCUGACUCUGCCAAGGGAUACAAGGCACGAGGUAUGGCUCACGCCAUGCUUGGAGAGUGGGCAGAGGCUGCAAAAGACCUUCACCUUGCAUCUACCAUAGACUAUGAUGAGGAAAUUAGCGCAGUGCUCAAAAAGGUUGAGCCUAAUGCUCAUAAGCUAGAGGAGCACCGUAGGAAGUAUGAUAGACUACGCAAGGAAAGAGAUGAGAAGAAGGCUGCCCGUGAUAGACAACGUCGCCGCGCUGAAGCACAGGCUGCCUAUGAUAAAGCUAAGAAAGAGGAACAAUCAUCAUCAAGCAGAGGAGGUGGUUUCCCUGGCGGAUUCCCAGGUGGCUUCCCUGGAGGAAUGGGAGGUAUGCCCGGCGGUUUCCCUGGAGGAAUGGGAGGUAUGCCCGGCGGUUUUCCUGGAGGAAUGGGAGGUAUGCCCGGCGGUUUUCCUGGAGGAAUGGGAGGAGGUAUGCCUGCCGGAAUGGGAGGAGGCAUGCCUGCCGGAAUGGGAGGAGGCAUGCCUGGAAUGGGAGGAGGCAUGCCCGGUGGUGGUGGUGCAGGUGCUGGUGGUGCUGGUGCAGGUGCAGGUGGUAUGCCGGGUGGUAUUGACUUCAGCAAAAUAUUGAAUGAUCCUGAGCUAAUGACGGCAUUUAGCGACCCAGAAGUCAUGGCUGCUCUUCAAGAUGUGAUGAAGAACCCUGCGAAUCUGGCGAAGCAUCAGGCGAAUCCAAAGGUGGCUCCAGUGAUUGCUAAAAUGAUGGGCAAGUUCGGAGGAGCACCUAAGUAGAAGAAACAAAACAAGGAGCUUUUGUCUUUUGCAAUUUAUGUGUUUAACUUCAUUAGAUGAGACGUGGAAUAUUUUUUAAUUGGCGUUUUCUUUGUCAGAGAAAUUUGAACAAAAGACAAAACUAUUUACUCUUUUUUUUUAUGGACUA
Brassica napus (rape) is the source of this 1607-nucleotide messenger RNA. RefSeq names its product FAM10 family protein At4g22670. Bases 116 to 1459 code for a protein of 447 amino acids. NCBI's taxonomy places the organism in Eukaryota, Viridiplantae, Streptophyta, Magnoliopsida, Brassicales, Brassicaceae. The record is from RefSeq and is a predicted model, not a curated record. Gene Ontology annotation, molecular function: Hsp70 protein binding; protein dimerization activity. The transcript is spliced from 10 exons.